This is a messenger RNA of Diaporthe batatas, 4667 nucleotides long. RefSeq lists its product as uncharacterized. The transcript has 3 exons. Bases 187 to 4365 code for a protein of 1392 amino acids. Lineage: Eukaryota; Fungi; Ascomycota; Sordariomycetes; Diaporthales; Diaporthaceae. Gene Ontology annotation, cellular component: nucleolus. The record is from RefSeq and is a predicted model, not a curated record. Gene Ontology annotation, biological process: ribosome biogenesis.
GCCAAGCUUGCCGAGCUAGCCAGGGUUAGCGGCUUAUCGACGCCGCCUGCUACAUUUGGGGGCAUCUGCUUAUCGCUAUCGGCCUGGCAGAACUUCCAGAAUUUCGGGAGCAAAGGUUUCUGGGUCUCGACUCUCGAGUCAACCCUGAACACCACCCGGGAACUCGUGAGGCCCGGCCCAAGUAAGAUGGCGGCCGAAACAGGGAAAAGCCCACAGUCGGCCGACGACCUCCUCAGAGCUACGAGAAUCCUGGACCAGACCGGCCCAGAGUCUCUCCCCGACACCCUCAAGAAUCUGUGGCGCCUACUCUCGAGCUCACCAGUCACCUCUCCAGUCGGUGCCUUCCAUGCCCCGUCAGAGCUCAUCCUGCGAUGGAUCCUCAAGAACAUGAACGGCAAGUCUGCCGAGGCAGAGCAGUUCCGCCGAUAUCCUAUGGCCUGGGUCGUCAUGGCCUGCGUCUUGACCAGGAUGCCUCUCUUUGCUCUUUCAACGUCACUCAUCGACCGGCGAUUCAUUUCCAUCCUCCAGCAAACCCUCAAGGAAAUAUCAGACCCGCACGAUCAGGACGGCGCGUCCUCCGACGUGGACAUGGCGGACGGCACAACUUCUCCCAAGGCGGAUUCGAAAAAGAGAAAACGGUCUCCCGAGCUGCAAUUUGACCUCUUGAUGCUUCGGAAGCCACUUGGCUGCUUGCAGACGGCGGACUGUCUGUUCGGUGCCCUUGAGAAACUCCUGGCCAGGCUCAAGGACGUCCCGGUGGAUGCACCCUCCAACGUCCGCAUGGGGGCUGAGCACCUCAAGGCCAUGUUCUAUAUUCCAGCCAAGGAAGCUGUUGAGAUCAUCCGGCCGAUGCUGUCAAUCUGUGGCAACGCCCUGAACGAGCAAGAUUCAGAGACAUCUGAAACCCGACCUAAAUGGACCACUGUCCUCAGCGACCUGUGGGACCUUCAUCCUAAAACCGCCAGCGAUGCUGCUGAUGUGGCCGUUUCUCUUUACCCCAUCGGCUUCAUCAUCCUAGCCAAGAUGGACCGUUCCAAAGACCUGGUCGUCAGUGCUCGCGUCAAGGCCAGCUGGACAAAGUCUCUGCGACGAUUCUUUGUGAAGAACAUGAUCCUACCUGCAAGGGCUGCCUUCCUGCACAGAAAAGACGUGGCCAUAAUACAAGAAGCUGUGAAUAUGACCAGCUCUCUGCCCACAGCUUCAUACCCUGUGUUGUUCAGCCUCGCCGUCUCACCUACAGGGGUAACCGAUGAUGCUAGUGGGCGGAAGGACUACCAGGACUGGUCUCAAAAGGUAUUCGAGAUCAUCGAGGAGUCCAUGCGCACUGCGGAACCUACCAGGCGAAACGAGGCAAUGAAGGUCGUGCUCGGUACAGCCCUACAGAACAAGGCCAGCAUCUCCCUGGACAGCUUGCGCGAGGUCUGCAGGCAAUAUACGUCCGAAAGUGGGGCAGUUGAUCUGAGCCUCGUUCCCAGGGUGGCGGAUAUUGACGUUGAUGCUUUUCUGAUCUCGUCCGAGGGACAGUCUUUACUCGACGAUGUCCUCGCGCAGAUCACAAUUUUGUGUGACGCAGAAUUGAACGCCUCUAACGAGACUGACCUGGUCAAGUUUGUCGUGUCGCUCGCAGAAGGCUCUGCCAAGGCACGCAAUCUUCCGUGGUUCAUAAGGAAGUGGACAGAGGUUCUGUCGGAAAGUCUGGCCAAAGAUGAUGAUUUCACCAUUGUAAAGGGAAUUUGGACCAGCGAGCAGGUCGUUGAGGCCGUUGCAAAUCUCCUGCAACCGUCCAUCAACACGUCUCAAUUAGCCACUCUGAUCGAGUGGCUGGAGAGCAGUGGGGGCUCCCGGAAGAAUGGGUCUCUUCUUGUCGUCCUCGAUGCGAUGACCAAAGGCCUGAUCGAUGAAGAAUACGUCGACAGCGUGGGAACUCGGCUGUUCGAUCUUGCUUGCAAGGUUAAGCUGAAGCAUCUCGACGGUGUUACGAAGGCGCGGUGGUGGCGUAUUGUUGAGAGAACGGUCUCGCAAUCGGAGCUAGGGGUCGUUGUCACUCUCUGGCACAAGAUCGAGUCGGACCUGAAGAAAGCACUGAAGAAGGAGGAUCUGGCAGACCCUGCGGCAAUCGCAGCUUUCCGCUGCUGUACCGCAUUCUGGCUGGCAAACUACCCCAAGGGUCCCCUUGAGUCCGAGACUUCGGCCAUGGCCUGGACCUUCGUGAAGAGGCUGCAGAAGGGUGAACAGAAAGCCGCAGAAGCAGACGACACCAGGUUAGCUUUCUACGACGUACGCCGGCUGGUCGAUCUCGCCGCCUCCUCGGACUUUAGUGGUGACUUCCUUGCGGGGUUGCUUGCAUGCUUGGACAAGGCGGAUCCUUCAAACCACUCAGUGCAGUCCUUGUUGUUGAACGAAGCCAGUCUGGGCAACUACAAGUACCUCAAUGCCCUCGUGAGCCAUGCCAUCGGCACGCUCGCACGAGAAGAGGCCGACAAGUCGAAGCGUACCAAGCGACAGGUGGACGCGGCUAUUCACAUCUUGCUUGAUCUGCCACCGGGAACGCUCAGUCGUGAACAGCGGGAGAAGAUUCUGCCAUCGCUGUUGCGUUUAGUCGACUUCCAAGAGGGCACGGAUGUGGAAACGACAACCAGUCUCUUGAGUUUGAUGAUCAAAGUCAUGAAACGGCCGACAUACUACGAAGGCAUGAAUUUCGCCGACCUGGUUACUUUGGGGCAGAACAUUGAGACUGGCAUCACAUCCAAAGAGCCGCACGUUCUAUCUGCCGACAAUGCUUACAAGUUAUUGAAACUCUUUGAGGCUUUGGCAUCAAUCACGCUGAAGCAGAUGACCUCCUCUUGGGAGGAAAGAGAUCGAGUCUAUCUGUCGGAAGUUUCCCGCAUCGUGUUAGGCUGGCCUGCGAAGGCCGCCGACGAUGAGGCACAUCGGUAUAUCCUACUCAGAGCCCUCGUCAGCGCCCUGCAAAACUCAAAGGUCAAGCAGCAGGCCAAGGCUGUGGUUGAUCCAGCUCAGUUGACGGAGAAACUGUCCUCAAUGCUCUCGGAUGCCCUAGUCUCUAGUGACCUACACGGUCUCUACGAGAAGACAACCGGAGCAAACAUUGUAAUUAUAGUAGGGAAGAAACCACCCCUUUCGCCAAGUUUCAGCUACGUCCUGAUCGAGCAGCUUGAUAUCCUCGACCCGAUUGCUGUCCGGGCAAGCCUCCUGCCGUCCAAGGAAAAGCUCGAGCACGUGAGCGACGAACUUUGCAGCAGGGGCUUCAGAUCCGGAUGGCGGCUUAAGGAGUUGCUCUUCAAGACAUUCGGCGGACACGCCAAGGACCCUCUACACACGUCUGACGAUGUUGCGGUUUGGAGGCCACAUGCGGACCGUUCGGUGCCACGCCCGCUACUCGCCAGUCAAAACGACAUUACCCGGUACGUCGAUGUUGUGCUGAUGCACAUGGAUGAAGAGGCAAGAGCCAGCUACGCAGGGACGAUCAGUCAGAAGCUACGCGAGGGCCAUGGGAUCAGUGGACAUAUCAUCGCCAUCCACCGGCUUCUGCAGGCCGAGAGCAAAUCCUCGCUUGGACUCUUUGCUGGCCUCAUAGAGUGGAAGACAGUCCAAUAUCAACUCGCACGACGACUGCCCAAGUCAAAAAACUGGGCCGAGUUUUCAGUCAUCGCCAAGACCGCAGAAAUGGUCCUCGAGAAGAAGCCAAUGAAGCAAGACAAUAUUGAAUUCACGUUGGAAACCGUUUCCACAAUCUGCACGGGCGGGCCAACGAUGUUGGACGAAGCUCACGCAUCCGAGAAAGCCUACCCAUGGCUCUGCGGCCUCGUCGAGGUCAUCAUCAAGCGACACCGCCACCGACUCGAAGGACACUUCCACCUCCUCACCGCAGCCCUCCAGGCCCUCCUCCGCCUUCUCAUCAUCCCAUGGCCAACCACCUCCACCACCUCCACUACCCCCACCACCCCGUCUUCCCUCCCCAAAACCACCAGCACAUCCUCCCCACCCGACCAGGAAGCCCAGGCCGCACGCUUCUCCCGCCUCCUAACCCUCAUCUGCGAACCAAGCGUCGCCUCCGUGACGCGGGGCCAGAACCCGGGGGCGCUGGACUCGGCGCCCGAGGCGGCCAAGAAGUCGGCCGCCCACCACAUGCCCCUGGUGCUGGCGGGCUACAUCAAGCUGCAGCUCGAGCGGCCCGUGCAGCCCCGCGUGCGCGCGGCCCUCGACACGGGCCUGUACUCGGUGCUGGACAUCACGCCGCCCGAGGGCAGGCGGGCCGUCAACGAGGCGCUCGACGCGAGCGGGCGGGCCAUCUUCCGGGAGAUGUACAAGCAGUACGUCAGGUUUGGGAAGUGGAAUGGGGUCUAGAGGGGGGAUGUGAGAGGGGGGAGAGAGCUCUCCACUCCCGGUGUGCCCAGGGAAGGGAGGAGGCGUUUCGUUCCUCCUGGCGCGGAAGACUCUGGCAGCGGUGUCUCCUGCCCAGCACUGGGUCCGCCAUGCUUUGCGCGCGCGCGCGCUCAAUAGUUCCAUGAUAUCCAAAUACAGUUCUGUAUCUACGCACGCAGUCUCCUGCAAAUCGAACAUGUCUCCAUUGUGACACAGUCCGGCCAAAGUGAAUCAUCCCUUCCCGAGUCCUCGGAGCACUCCGACGACCGUUUGGCCCCCCCCCC